Chaetomium fimeti is the source of this 4184-nucleotide messenger RNA. Its product is annotated as von Willebrand factor type A domain-containing protein. Lineage: Eukaryota; Fungi; Ascomycota; Sordariomycetes; Sordariales; Chaetomiaceae. Bases 318 to 3869 code for a protein of 1183 amino acids. The record is from RefSeq and is a predicted model, not a curated record. The transcript is spliced from 3 exons.
CUUGAGUAUUGCUUUUACUUCUAUAUUAAACGGUUGCUGGGCUGUCGAGGUAGGGGUUUUCAGCUUUUGAACCGGGACCCCUAUGAAAAGCGUCGCACAAACCAGGGGAGGACUGGAUGCGGCGGUGCAGCUUCGAGCCUCGUGCCCAACCCACUGUUGCCUCUUGAGUUUAAAAGUCAACCCAUUGCUGAUCCCGCGAGGCUCCCGUGACUCUCCUUUCCUUCCCCAUCUCUUUGCUUUCUUCCCAUCCCCGGCCUGCUACCAAGCUUGAGAGCGACUCGACCGAAGAACCACACCAAGACCGAUAGCAAACGGUGAUGGCGCGCCAGCGGGACGGACUCGGCCGGAUCUUUGCAGCUGGGAUCGUGUGGGAUCCCGAAGAGCCUCUGCCAGAAGAGUUGCAGGAUGAUGGCAUGUUCAGCUCCGGCGGCGAGAGCCAAGAUGUCCUGGACGUAGUGCCGUUUCGCAAAGGGCUCUCAGCAGCGGGCCACGGCUAUGGCCGGUUUGGUGGUUUAAACCAAGUUUCCGUUGAUCAUUCCAGCCAACCGGCCGCAGCGACAUGGCCGAUAGGAGGCACAAAGAGCAACAAACUCCCACGCUUUGCUGUGCAGGAACAGGGCCGCAAUGUCCUCCCCCCACUGUCGGUCACAGCUGAUGCAUCCAUCGUGCAAGACACUGCGAAAGUCACCGUCACGCAGCUCUUCUGGAAUGACUCGGGCGUCCCCAUCAAGGAAGCCGCGUUUACUUUCCCACUCGCGACUGGUUGUACCGUCACCGGCUUUAGCUGCAGAAUAGGGACGAACAAAAUCAUCAAGGGCGCCGUCAAGGCAAAGGAAGAAGCUCGCGAGGCAUUCCGGCAUCACAUCCGCCACCAUGAAACUGCUGCUGGUCUACUGGAGCAGGACACGCCCGAAAUCUUCACCACCACUCUGGGUAACGUUCCCGAGAGAACCAAGGUCAAGGUGGAGUUGACCUACAUCACUGUGCUCAAGCACCGCUUUUCGGAUACCAAAAAUACCGCCACCUUGACUCUACCAACGUCCAUUGCUCCACGUUACGGAGACGUGCCGGAGGAAUACAAUGACGCCGCGACAACAAACGUACCCCAUGGGCUGGCCUUGGAAAUCGAAAUCGUCGAGUCCGAGAGGAUAGCUUCCAUCGUCAGCACUACACAUGCCGUUGCUGUUACCCGGCGGCGGGGAGCUCGCACGGCUCAGAGUUUUGCGGACCUUGCCGGUGAGGGUGAUGGCAGUAACGUCGAGACCGCUUCCGUUACACUCGAGUCCGGGCGCAUAUUCCUUGACAAGGAUUUCGUACUGGACAUCGUGACGACGUCCGGGGACAACGAAGAGAACCCACAGGCUUGGCUAGAGCAACAUCCGACUAUGCCAGACCACAAGACCCUGAUGCUCACUCUCCCAUCAGGGUUCCUAGCAAGGAACGCGCCUCCGAUGCAACGGUCCGAGAUACUCUUUCUGGCGGAUUGUUCUGGUUCCAUGAAGGACAAAAUCAAGCCCCUCAGAUCCGCGAUGCAGUUCUUCCUGAAAGGGAUCCCAGAGGGACGAAAGUUUAAUAUUUGGUGCUUUGGUACCAAAUACGCAUCCUGGCAGCCGCGGUCGGUUGAUUAUACAGAGGAGACGUUGAACUCGGCGCUAUCUUGGGUGGAGACAGACAUGAAGGCUAAUAUGGGCGGCACUGAGUUGCUACCGGCUGUGCAAGCUAUUGUUACGGCCCGGGAAAAGGCAUUGAUGACCGAUGUUAUAGUCCUGACGGACGGCCAGACCUGGCGCUUGGGGCAAACCCUGGACUUCAUCCAAAAGACGCGAGGUCUCACCGAGGGCCGCGUCCGCUUCUUCGCCCUUGGCAUAGGCAGAGCAGUCUCACACGCCUUGGUCGACGGUAUUGCCAAAGCCGGUGGUGGAUAUGCCGAUGUUGUCCAGGAAGCAAGUCAAGGGGGGUGGGAAGAUCGCGUCGUGAGCAUGGCGAAGGCUGCUUUGAUGAGUGCCCACCUUGGGCCUCUGCAUCUGGCAUUCAAUAUCCAAGACCAAACCGGAAACAUAAGAAGCUCGACUCUGGCAGACGCGAAGCGGUCUCCCGCAGACACCUCGGCGCUCAACCCAUUCGACCGCAGCCGCAUCUACUUUCACCUCGACUGCCUCAAGAACACCGAGGACAUCAAAAGCGUCAGGGUCGAGGUCCAAGCCAACCACGACACCAAGACACUUACCAUCCCCGUCAUCGCCCUCGGUAAGCGAGACACGACGCUGCACAAGCUAGCUGCGCGGGCAAUGCUAGAUGACUUGGAGCGUGGCCGAAGCCACAUCCACCUGGGCCCGGACCGGCCAUUGGCGGGAUCCUGGCAAGAGACCAGCAUGGUGCGCAAAGAAGCGGAGGAGAUCGCCUGCCAAUGGUCUCUCGUCUCCAAGUGGACAAGCUUCUUCCUAGCCGAGGAGUGCUACACGCCCACAGGAAACGAUGCCUUUAUGGACGGGGUCAUGGAGGUCAAGGUCUCACCGGGCGAUGAUCUUCUACUGCCCCAUCCGGUCGUACAGCACAUUGCCACCCUCCAGCCGGCGGACUCGGCCGCCUCCGCCUCGGGCCCGCACAACCUUGCUGUGGAUGCUGUUGGGUCAGCACCACGUAACCAUGGCCGUCCAAGGAAUAUUUCCUCCAUGCCGCCUCCCGUACACAAGCAGUCCCGCCCCAGCGGAGCGCUCAUGAAGAAAUUACACCGGGAUGCACGCGAUGGAGGAGAACGGAGAGCCGAGCCAGAUGGUUCUUCUACGAGCAAGGAACCCCGACUCCGGUCGCGGGGCGAUGAAAAAGAAAAAUUGUUCUUGGAGCGACUGCAGCACCGCUUCGAUUCCUCCGAGGAAAGUCGUCCGUCAAGGAGAAGUGGUUCGUCAAGGAGAAGCGACGUCGAUCCCAAAGUUACAUGUACGACGAAGCCCGUUAUUGCUACUCCUGCUGGGAGCUCUGCACAAUGCCCAAGUCCAGACUCCGAAGCUCAGGUCAGAUGUGCCAUCGAGUCGGAGAGAAGCCCAGACGACAGGAGGGCUUCACGCCGAGCACCACCCCCUCCAUUCGGUAUGCCGCCCAACGUGUUAGGAGAGGCAAGAUCGCGCGGGUCGGGAGAGCUUUCGGCUCCGCCUCGUGCUCCGCCUUCCCCGACGGCGAGUGACUAUCCAACAAGCUCCCUCUCUCGAAACGCACCCCCUACCACCAGCCUUCGCGGAUGGCAACCUAGUUCGACCCCCGGCCCCGGAAACCAGAGUGGGCCUCCCAAGCGCUAUUUCGUCUCCUCGUUUCUCAACUUCCAACAGUACGACGGCGCCGUCGACUUUGGCAGCUGGGUGCUUGCCGAGACUUUUCUCGGGAAGGAUACCGCCGACGAGCUGCGGUCUUUCAAGGAGGAAUGGCAGGGCCUUAGUGACCGGGGCGUUUGGACCGCCGCCGUCCACGUGCUUCUGGAACGCAACUUCCAGUCGUGCAAGUCACUGUGGGAGCUGAUGGCCAUUAAGACGGCGAGUUACUGCGCGAGUAUUUCCCUCAGACCCGGGUCGGAUUUGCUGGAGGUGGUGCGGAGAUUACUGGAGGGGUUGAAGCUGCCGUUCGAUCAGCAACAGGAGGAGCGGACGGUGGAUGCCGCUCCUGAGACUGUGACAGUGGACCCGGUGGCUUUGGCCGAUCCCAAAGCGGAGAACGGGCUCCCGUUAGGGAACCUGUCAGAAGGGAUGGUCUCUGUGCCAUCUUCUGCAACAGUGGCCCAUGAUCCCAUCCUAGAGGGGGAUGUGAAGGAGCAUCCAGACGAGGAGCCGAAGAAGCGGAAGGCGGAGAAGGAAGAACAGAGCGAAACAGCGGGAGUCUAAGGCUAGUCCGUCCAGCUUUCUCGGCAGGUUCUUUACUAGGUCGUCGAAGCCAGAGCGUGACGAGAGUUCACGUCGUGGCACGAAACUACGCCCGGAGUCUACGACGGCGGGCAAGCGAGAGAGUGUCCCUGUUUAUGUUCCUAUGGAUAAAACGGGUGCGAGAGACGAUACUUCAUGGGAGCAGGUGAACGUUGAGCCUGUUGACUCUGCUUCCUAGCCCCAGCACACAUUGCGGUUUUGAGUUUGGGCACUGGACGGCGCUGUAUUCUAUUAGUUAUUGCUAGGAAUUUCUUCAAGUUCUACGUAUUACUCCAA